AUGGCAGACAACGCGCUCGACGAUGCCAAGGACAGCAGCGGCAGUGGCAGUGCACCGGCUGACCCGAGCAGCGAUGCAGCCACCGCCUCGCCGAGCGUCCACGUCGGCGGCAAGCGCAAGCUCACACGCACGGCGCUGACGCUGCGCGAGAAGGCCAUCGUCAAGAGCUUCUGCGAGCAGAAGGUGAACGACUGCAAGGCGCGCGGGGAGCUGGUGCCGUCUCAGGAGGCGCUGCGGCGGGAGGUGGCGGCGCAGUUCGGCUGGUCCUGCGGCCGCUCCACGCUGUCCAAGAUCAUCUCCAUGGACUGGAGGCUGCUGCGCAGCGGCGAGCAGGGCGGCGACGCGCCCAGGAACCCCAACAUGAAGCGCCGCCGCCGGCCGCUCUUCCCGGCGUUCGAGGCGGACCUGGUCAAGUUCAUCUCCCGUCAUGUUAAUACUGAGGCGGGUGCAGAGAGUGUUGCGGUUUCUGGAGACCCGAUGGCGCAGUCUACGGUCAAUGGAGUCGGCGGCUCGACGUCUGCGCCGGAUAAUGAUGGAGCGGC
Molecule: messenger RNA, 542 nt
Organism: Phytophthora sojae
Lineage: Eukaryota; Oomycota; Peronosporomycetes; Peronosporales; Peronosporaceae
Exons: 1
Source: RefSeq, a predicted model, not a curated record